AUGAUGUCAACAUUUCCGACCCUUUUUUCCUCUGACUUUUUCUUUGGAAACCCAUUUCCAUCUUUCGAAGGUGGUUUCACUCCCUGGGAUUCCCAUGACCCGCCGUUUCUCUUUCCACCUCAAGAAGAAGAGCCCGUCCUUGUUAGCCCACAACCACCCCAAGAACCAGUCAAUUCCAAUUCCGGUUCUGACAAACCAUCCAUCCUCACUCCAAAUUCAUGUUACGAUGAACCGAACCGGAAUAGCUCUAAAACCGUGAGCUACGGUUCAGAGAAGACUAGCCGUUUAGGUGCUCAUGCAAUCAUAGAUGAGAGAAAGCGUCGACGCAAGCUAUCGAACCGGGAGUCGGCACGGCGGUCCCGACUGCGUAAACGGAAACAUUUGGAGAACUUGAGGAACCUCGCGAACCGGUUUAAAAUCGGGAACCGGGAACUAACGAACCGAGUGUGUUUGUUGAUACAUCAGAACCAAUUGGUCCGGCAAGAAAAUGAUCGCCUCCGAUCGGAGGCGAUCAUGCUCCGGCGGAGACUGUGGGAUAUACGUCAAGUAUUGCUCGUCCGGCAACUUCAGCAGCAUUUAAAUCCCUCAGCAUGGCCAUGCAAUAACAUUACAUCCGUCAAUGAAGAACAAAUUCUACACCAAUCAUUAAUUACAUAA
This is a messenger RNA of Fraxinus pennsylvanica, 657 nucleotides long. The record is from the annotation of a GenBank genome assembly. NCBI's taxonomy places the organism in Eukaryota, Viridiplantae, Streptophyta, Magnoliopsida, Lamiales, Oleaceae.